AUGGCUCAAGCUUGUUUAACCCAAUAUUUUACGCCAAAACGAUCAAGACAUUCUUCAACCAUACUCGCUAAUGGUGAUUCAAUAAAAUCACAGAAACGAAAAUUAAGAAUUGACGAUGAAAAUAAUGAAAAUGUUUGUUCAUCAUCAAAUAACACAAAUAAAAAACGACGAAUCAGUCCAUCAAAACCAACGGAUGGUUAUCUACAGGGUUGUGAUUUAGAUCAAAUUGAUAAAUUACCAUUAACAAGAAAAAAUCGUAAUCAUGAUAUGAAAGAUGAGAAAAAAAUAAAAACUUUCGAACGUCAAAAACAAUGUUUAGUAAAAGUAGCCGAUAUGGAUGAAUUACGUAAACAUUUAAAAGCAGUUCGUACUCAUAUUGAUGAAGUUAAACAACACCAAAAAACAACUUUACCAUCAAAUGAAAAUGCAAAUCAAAAACCAACUCCGUUCAUUCCGGCUCAUGAACGUUUUGCUCAUCUUCUUGUUGAAAAACCAUCUAUCAAUGAAUCAUCAACAACACCGAUAAAAAAAAUUGCUUCGCCUGCAGAUAUUCGUCGAUAUGUUCAAGUGUCAGAAAAUGAACGAUUAAAAAAAGUUUUAUCUAAUGUUGAUCAAUCGAUUGUUGAAUCUUUACCAACAACACCAUUAAAACGUAUUGCUGGUGUAAAUAAUCGUUUACUUGAACAAAUACGUUUAAAAGAAGAAUCACGUUGUCAAUUAAUUUCACUUGAAAAUACGGGAUUUGUUAAGAAUGAAGAACAACGUGGUAAAACUUAUGAAAUGUUUCGUCGUAUGCGAGAAUCAAUAGAUAUUAUUGAUCAAUUAUUUACAACAGAACGUCAAGUUGCUUUGGAAUGUGAUCGUAUUCGUAAUAAAAUUAUUGAAUUACAUACAGCUCGAUUUAAUCAUGAUCAAGCAAAUGAAAUCUUAGAUUUUAUUAUAAAAUCUAUGGAAGAAUGUGCACCUGGUUAUAUGUUACCAAUUAAAUUACGAAAUAAACAAUACAUGAAAAUUAAUCGAGCACAUAUAACAAUGACUCAAUUAAAUGAAUUAAAUAUGGUUCUACUUAAAGAAAUUUCAGAAGGAAUUUGGGGUCUUACUGUUGGACCAAAUACUUCAUCCGACGUAGUAACUGAUCAUCCGUUUCGUUUAACAAUGGCUGCACUUGAAAUUAAUGAUGAAAGUAAUUCGGCAUCAAAAGGAGUUACUCGUGUAACCAUCAAAUCAAGUACUGCUGAUAAAGGACCAGUAACAGAUUUAAUUUUAUGUAAUUUACAUUAUCCACAAUGUCUUCAACAACCAUUAGAUAUUGAAUUUUAUGAAGGACAAACACUUACAUUUGGUGUGAAAGGAUCACAUAAAGUACAUCUAACUGGUUAUAUUCUUCAAUCAGAACCCCAUGAAAUGUGCGAGGAAGGUCAUGAACACUGUGGUACAAAACAUGGUCAUUUUGAAACAGCUAAUGAUUCAAGUGAUGACGAUGAUGAUGAUGACGACGAUGAUGAUGAUGACGACGAUGAUGAUAGUGAUGACGAUGAUGAUGAUGUUGAAGGUUUUCAAGUAGCUGGUCGCCAUAAAUUACGUGAUGAUGAAGAUCAAGACUUAGGAGCUGAUUAUGAAGAUGGUUACUUUCCAGGAGAAGAUCAAGUAAAUUCAGACUCAUCUUCGUCAGAUGAUGAAGAUAAUGAUAAACAAAAGAAAGCAUCAGCAGCAUCUGAUAAAGGUAAAAAACGUGCACGUUCCGAAUCAAAUGGUCAUUCAAAAAAAGAAGAAUUAGAAACCAAAAAAUCAAAGAAAAAUAAGAAUAUUAAAGAAGAACCAGUGACACCAAGUAAUAUUGAAUCUAAAAAAACGAAAAACGCAGCAAAAGAAACAACCGCAACACCAUCAAAUGAUACAUCUGCAACCACUAGUACAACUGCUGAUGCCAAAAAAAAGCCAAAUUCAUUAGAAAUAAAAGACCUACAAGUUGGAAAUGGACCAGAAGCUAAACUUGGAAAAACUGUUGCUGUUUAUUAUACUGGUCGACUUAAAAGUAAUAAUAAACAAUUUGAUUCAUGCACGAAAGGAAAACCAUUUCGAUUUCGUCUUGGUGCAGGUGAAGUUAUUCGUGGUUGGGAUCAAGGUGUUAAAGGUAUGCAUGUGGGUGGCAAGCGACGUUUAACAAUUCCACCAUCAUUAGCGUAUGGUAGUCAAAAACUACCAGAUAUUCCAGCUAAUUCAACACUUGUAUUUGAUGUUGAACUUAAAAAUGUUUUUUAG
Adineta steineri is the source of this 2262-nucleotide messenger RNA. NCBI's taxonomy places the organism in Eukaryota, Metazoa, Rotifera, Eurotatoria, Adinetida, Adinetidae. The record is from the annotation of a GenBank genome assembly.